UAAGCGUCACUGCGCAUGCUCCAAGUAGCUAGGGAAAACGAUGGACGACAGAAGUGUUUGUACUCCGCUAACUGUGGAGUCAGACGCUCCAAAUAACACUACCAGUUCCCCUAACGCGGCUUCUGUCACAUAUGCUGACAAAGUAAUAAACACUAAAACAGACAUUACCCAGGUUGAAGGAGACAGGAGUGAGGAGGAGCUGCUAAAGGAUCUGCUCACUGAUGACUACUGCCAUGUGUGCGAAGCUAUGCUUUUGUUUGAAUCGCAGCGGCUGUCCCACUAUGAGGGUAAGAGACAUGCUCAAAAAGUCAAAGUGUACCUGCAGGCCAAAAGAGCAGAGAAGGUAAACAAAGACUCCACAGGACCCCAGUGGACCAUGACUACAGAUAAAGACCGUUUCUGCGAGCUGUGUAAUAUGGUGUUCAGUUCCCAUGUGGUGGCAAGAUCACACUAUGAAGGCAAAGUCCACAAAAAUCUUCGUAAGCAAGGUCUUCACCCACCAGGCAAGUAGAGGAACACAGAGGUGCACACUUUACCAAGUCUUGCUCAGGAUCCUGAAAAUUCUGAGCAGAAAUCAUCCCCAGAAGGUGGUACGGAGCAUGUUCUGGACCCGACAGCCACCACAGCCACUUCAAGCACAGAGGUUGAUCUGAAGGACCCGAACAAAUACUGCGCCCUUUGUGCUGCCUCCUUCAACAACCCCCAGAUGGCCUUGCAGCACUACAAUGGACGCAAACACCAGAGAAAUCAGGCCAGACAGGAGCUGCUCAGAGAGCUGGGAGAUGACGUACAACAAGCCGAGUCCUUGAUGUGCCAGAUGUGUAGUCUGCAGUUUAACUCUGUGGAGAUGUAUCAGGCCCACAUGCAGGGAAACAAACACCAGAUCAGGGAGAAGAAGGUUGUUGACCUGUGCAAAUCCCAACAAAAAGUCUAUGGCACAUUUGCAGAUGAACUGGCAGAUUACAUUCAGGUGCAGAAGGCUCGUGGAAUCACCCUCAAGACGAGUCAAAUCCUCGCUCAGAGUGACACACAAAGGGAAGGAGAAGAUGAUGAAGAAGAAGACCAGGAAGUUUUAAAUGAGGGAGACAUGAUAGAACCAAAUAGACUUAUGCUCAACCUCCCUCCCACCUCUAACCCUCCUCAUCCGUCCCGCCUUGGUUCUUACUACUCCGCUGAAACGUGUCAUCCCUCAUAUCAAGGCCCACCCUGGGCAUCCCAUGGCUGGAGCUACAACUACCCUCCUCCAGUCCUCCCACACUCAGGCAAUCCACAGUUCACCAGCUGGCCCAUGAAGAGAAGGAGGCACAGAAAGCAGUCAAGCUCCUCGUCAUAUUCUACCUCAUCAUCUUAUUCCUCGUAUUCCUCGGAUAGUAGUAGCACAAAUGACAGUGAUGACAGUGAAUACAGGCGCAGAGAAAAGAAGAGAAUUAGAAGAUCCAGGAGGGAACGAGGCAGGAGGGGAAGAGAUGUGGAGUCUGACAAGGAGGAGAGGAGGAGGAGGAAACGCCAGAGGAGAGAAAGAGUCUCAGAGGAGAGGAGGAGAGAGCAAUCUGUAGAGUCAGAGGAGGAGGGCAGGAGAAAAAAGCUAAAAAAUCACGGCAAGCAUAGGCGAAAAGAAAAAAAAUCCCGGAAAGAGAACAUUGAGGUGGAAAGAGAAGAAAGGAUGAUGGGCAAAUUAAAGGCAGAAGAUGUGAUGGAGCAUAGAAAAGAGACUGAAUUGCAUAUUCAGGCUGAAAUCGAUGUUGAGAGGGAGGAUGGACAGGAUGAGGCAGCCAAACCCAAAUUUAGAAAAGAGAAGAAGAAAACAAAAGACAAAGUGGACACAAGGACAGAGGAGGAGAAGCUUUGGGACGACUCCAUUCUGGGUUGUUAACUGAACUGCUGACAUUUUGGCAAACCUAAAUUAUUAUUAAAUCAAGCAUGAAAUUGAUAAUGAAAUAUCCAAAACUAUAUUAAAAUUAUUAAAAUAAACUAGAUAGCAAUUAAUUAAUACAUUUUCAUUGUCUGCUCUUAUAGCCUGAAAGUGUUGUUUUCCAUAAGUGUGAUAGCUGGCUAGCCAUGUCAGUAUUUGUAAGGAAUGAAUGUCUUAAUUCAGUGUGUUUGGAAGAGUUUCAGCCCUUCUUUUCACCAUGACACCCAAUAAUAUCUUUAACUAAAUUAAUGUGUACAGCUGUAAUGUUUGAAUCUCUUAUGUUCUUGCCCUUUCUGUUAAAUUAUCCUCUUAACAUCUUAACACACGAGUUAGUUAAAUGAUUUUGAUCAUCAAUGUGUGCUUUUGAUAAGGGUGUGAUAGAUUGUGAUCCCUUCAGCAGUCUCUGGUUGGCGCUGUUGAGCUUUACUCAGCACAUCAGUGAAGCAAUUAAAAGCCCGUAGAUGUUGGAAGCUUUGUCACUGCGUUUCUGUGACGCUGUAUGUGUGCUUUCAUGCACAGUCGCAAUGUUUAAAAGAAGGCAUUUCUUUUAAACUAUGCGGCAUGUGUAAGAUAUGGAGAAUGAUGCGCCUCUUAUAUGCGUUGCACCACAUCGAAAAUAUUUUUUAAAAAAUAGAGUAUCUACAGUGUGAUGUGUGCAAGUUUGUGUGUUAUUGAUGGAUGCGUACAUCCAGAGAACACAUGAAAUGUUUGAGGUCAGACAGGUGCACAGGCUCAAAUGAGCACAGCGCUGUAGAAAACCUCAGAAGUGGCGUGUGAUGAAUUGAAAGAACUCAUCUUACUGUAUUUAUAAAGUUAACAUUGCAAAGCUUCAACUACUGUUGUGAAUAUAAAUGUAAAAUAUAAUUUCCUACCAUCCUGGUGACUCGUAAGGAGCCACUCAAAAAAUGCAGUUUCAAUGAAUCCUUAAAUAGAUCUUAAAACUGGCUAUCUUUGUUUUUUAAUUUAAAUAAAUACCUGCAAAGUCAGUGUGAAAUAUCUCCUGAUUUGGUAACACAAUGAUUGAUUAAAUUCUGAGAAGGUGCUUGCCUUGACAGUAUGAAGAACUGGGUGUAUGUGGUGACGUUCAUGCACAAAAAGACACUUGUUCAGUUUGUUCAGUCACUCAGCAGUUAACUUUACAAAGUGGCGCAAAUGCAACAAACUCGCUCUUCAGCUCACCUGUGUAAAGUAUCAAAUGUUCUUUCCUUCUCUGUUCUCUCAUCUCUUAGAACAUUAUUCCCUUUUUGUUGUAAUGAGUGUCGACUUCAGAGUGUUGUUGAACCGUGGUCCAGGUGUCAGCUGCCAGCUAAAUAAUGACUUCACACAGAAAUCUGUUUGGAAUUCUGUGAAGUGAGAUUCAAAAACAAAUUGGAGAGACCUGCCACGUAAAGAGUCCUCUGUAGAAAUCUAUGGGGAAGUCAGAGAUGGCAGCUGUAUUACACAUGUUCCACUCCUGUAAAAGUCAGUUAUCUACUCUAUAACAUAGAACUGGGAAAUAAUAGACCAGUUGUCAUGUACCGCUGGCCUGCAUGAUAUUAUGAAAGUGUCUGCAUGUGUUGUGAAGUAUAACCUCUGGGGGAAACCUCAUUUUGGGGCAAAGUCACCAAACUUUCGAAAUUAUUAUUAUUUUUUAUCAGAUUAGACCGGUGAGUCUAUACAUGCAGUUUUUAUGUCCCGGUGACCAUUAAAAUAACAGAAAUUAGGUAAAGUCAGAGGCAUAACAUGGCUGCCAAGUAGCAUGACGUGUCUAUAGGGACUUUACAGUUCCCACUCAUUGCAACUGGUGCUGCCAAGGAGAAUGAAACGGAUAUUAAAGACUUUGUCUGUGCAGUGUCUGGAA
Molecule: messenger RNA, 3752 nt
Organism: Acanthochromis polyacanthus (spiny chromis)
Lineage: Eukaryota; Metazoa; Chordata; Actinopteri; Pomacentridae
Gene: zmat1
Product: zinc finger matrin-type 1
Molecular function (GO): nucleic acid binding; zinc ion binding
Source: RefSeq, a predicted model, not a curated record